AAAUCAAAAACCAAAAUCUAAAAUCAAAAAAACUAAAAUCUAAAACUAAAAACUACUAAAACAAUCAUCACCUCAAUGUAUAUAUGUACUGAUGAUAAUGAUGUGUCCUAAUUUGAAUGUGGAUUCAGUAAAAUUGUGAUGAUAUGCGAAAUCUCAGUUGCGAUAAGUUGAAUUAGCGAAAAGGUUAAAUUUGGACGAAUUCAGAAGAAUGGAUAUAAUAUGCGGGUCGGUUAAACGAAAUAGAAAAUUUUACUCUAUAAAUAAAUGAAUAACUAAGUGCUGAGAAGGAAUAAUUACGGUCGGAAAAGGUCUAGCUUCGGACAUCUCUUUGCUGCCUCUUCUUCGCCGUCUCUUCGCUGUCGUGCGGACCAAAAAAAAAAUGACAGAGGAAGAGGUAGCGAUGGAGAUGGAAGCGGUAGAAGCAGUAUACGAAGAAGAAGUGGUGAUAGUGGAUUCAUAUCCUCCUCAUCUUCACCUCCACAUCAAGCCCCGUACCGCCGAGAUCUCUUCUCAGCAGUUUGUGGAAGCGGUUGUAAGAAUACAAGCUGGUCCUAAGUAUCCAGAUGAACCGCCAGAGAUUAGCCUGAUUGAAUCCAAGGGUCUUGAUGAGCAAAGGCAAAAGCUUUUGAUUGGUUUUGUGCAAGAGAAAGCUUCUGAACUAUCUUCCUCUCUAAUGCUAGUUGCACUUUGUGAGGAAGCAAUUGAGAGGCUCACGAUUAUGAAUCAUCCGGAUGGUGACUGUCCACUGUGUCUGUAUCCUUUAUUCCCUGAGGACGGUCAGAGUAAUCAAAUGCCCUUUAUGAAGCUCAUGUCUUGCUUUCAUUGUUUCCACUGUGAGUGCAUCAUUAGGUGGUGGAAUUGGCUUCACACAGAGAAAGAAGCUGAUUCAGAGAAUGGUGAUACUUUACGUCUGUGUAGAGGAACAAGUGACCAAGUAGGUAGUCUUGGAUCAACAGAUAAAAGCUUUGGAAACUGUCCAGUGUGCCGCAAAGUUGUUCAUGCAAGUGAUAUUGAACAUGUUCUCGGCUUAGUCGGUGCUCAGUCAUCUCAACAGGAUUCUGGUUUAAUACAAGGUGAGGAAGAAGACCCACUACUCCAGUCAAAUUCAGAGAAGAUCAGAAGAGAACGGUUUGAGGCUAUUCUAAAGACGCAGGAAGAGAAGGGUGGUCUGGUUCAACCAAAGAAAAACAUAUCGGUUGUCCCCGGUAUGUAUCUUCCUCCACCAGCUCCUGCAUCAUCUUCUUCAAACCAAGAAGAAGCUCAAGAACAACGACAACAAGUGGAACACAAAGAAGGUGAAUCAGAGACAAACUCUAGCAGCUCCAACAACAGGAGAGGGAGAGGCAGAGGCCGAGGAGGCCGGGCACAUAGUAAUAAUGUCAACAGAAGGAAGCAGAAUCCUCAAGAUCCAAGAAAACCUACGAAGCAGUGGGUGCAGAGAAGUUGACAAGACUCAUUGUACUAUUUAUAUAUCUCGAGAGAGAGGGAAAAGAGAUCAAACUCAGACUCAAAAACAGACCACAAUGACAAAAGAAAAUAAUAUAAUUCCUCUGUUUUACAAAGAUAAUUUUUUUAAAGGAAUUGUCACACAUUAAAAAC
This is a messenger RNA of Eruca vesicaria subsp. sativa (arugula), 1599 nucleotides long. The record is from the annotation of a GenBank genome assembly. Lineage: Eukaryota; Viridiplantae; Streptophyta; Magnoliopsida; Brassicales; Brassicaceae.